GCCGGAGCCGUGGGGGCGUGGGCCGGAUUCCCAUGACUAUGGAAGUGCCAGGAGACCCCACACAGCCACAGCAGGCCUGUGUGACUUUUGAGGAUGUUGUCAUUUACUUCUCCCAGGAGGAAUGGGAGUUCCUCAACACAACCCAGAGGCUCCUGUACCUCAACGUGAUGCUGGAGACCUUUGCACUGGUAACCUCCCUGGGUUGUGAGUAUGGAAUUGAGGAUGAGGACACAUCUGUGCAGAGUGUUUCUUUGAAAGGAAUGUCACACUUGAGGAUUCCAAAGGCAGGCACACCGUCCCAGGACACUCACCCUUGUGACCUCUUUGUCCCAGUCUUAAAAGAUAUUGUGCGCCUGGCAGAACUACCCGUGCAGACACUGUAUGUGGCUGGCCUUCCCCAGCAUCUGAACCAUCGCAGUGCAGAGAAACCCUGGAAGAUGGACACGGACCAAAACUCACUUUUGGAGAGAGAUGAAGUUUGUGUCUCAGGGAAGCCCUUCGCCUGUGAGGGCCUUUGGAAGGAUUUCCCACUGUCAGAUCUGAGACCCCAAGUCCUUCCUAAUGAUGAGAAGCUAAACAAUGAGUUUGGGGAGGCUUUUCACCAUGGAAAAAGUAAUUGUAAGUUGGUUAAGUGCAGAAAAACUUCCAGACCCUUAAGUUUGUCUUUUCAUCACCCAAGAGUCUACACUGGAAAAAAUCUGUAUGAGCAUAAGUGUGAGAAAGAGUUCCGUGAUGAUCACUCACUUGCCCAGCACCAGAGAGUGCACACUGGAGAGAGGCCUUAUGAGUGCAGAGAGUGUGGGAAAUCAUUUAAGGAAAGAUUUUCCCUUAUUGCACACCAGAGAGUACACACUGGAGAGAGGCCUUAUGAGUGCAGAGAAUGUGGGAAAUGCUUUAGGCGAGGAUGUUUCCUUACCACACACAGGAGGGUGCACACUGGAGAGAGGCCUUACGAGUGCAGAGAGUGUGGGAAGUCAUUUAGGGAAAGGUGUUCCCUCACUAAGCACAAGAGGGUCCACACGGGAGAGAGGCCUUACAAGUGUGGGAAAUGUGGGAAGUCUUUUACCCAGCGCACCCACCUCGUAAGUCACAGCACAAUUCACACUGGAGAGAAGUCUUAUGAGUGCGGUGAGUGUGGGAAAACCUUUAGGCAGAAGUCUGUGCUCAUCAGACACCAGGUGGUUCACAACGGAGAAAGGCCCUAUGAGUGUGGUGAAUGUGGGAAAUCUUUCAAUCAGCGCUCCAACCUUAUUUCUCAUUGGGGAAUUCACACUGGAGAGAAGUCCUAUGAGUGCAGGGAAUGCGGGAAAACCUUUAGGCAGAAGUCUGUACUCAUCAGACACCAGGUGGUUCACAAUGGAGAAAGACCUUAUGAGUGUAAGCAGUGUGGCAAGUCCUUCAAGCGAGGAUAUGCCCUCACCGUACACCAGAGAGUCCCUGGAGAAAGGCCUUAUUCAUGUGGAGAGUAUGAGAAAUCCUGCAAGCGAGGAGACGCCCUUAUUGUACUCCACAGGCUUCUCACUAGACAAAGACCUGAGGAAUGCAACAAAUGUUCAUCUCCUUCAGCCCCAGAACUACCAAGCCAUAGAAAGGCCACAUGGAGUUGGUUGUUACGGGAACACUUUUGGCCCAGGCUCCAACCUUACUCAGCAACAGAGAGUCCCUGCUUGGGAACAGCCUCAGACCUGAAGGGAGAGUGCUUUCUGUUUGGGAUACCUAACCCAGACAACCCUGAUUAGCGAAACAUCUGCCUGAAGCUGAACCACAUCCUUCCAGGGAUCUGGUGAGGCCUCCAGGAGCUGUUCCUCACAUCAUAAGCUUGUCACAGUGCAAUCAUUGCCAUCCUUUCAUAGAGGUCUCUUGGCUAGAGUGAAAUAAUUGCCACUCUGUCAUAGAGAAACCAUCACCAUGCCAUCCUUGUGGGCAGAAUCUACACUGAUAAGGUAAAGUAAGCCAGGUAUGUCUCUGCUCUGCCAUUCUGUGAUGGAAAUCUUGAAUAGCACGAAUCAUUAGAGGAAUUUCAGUCCUUUUUGCUGAGUGACGGUGGAUGCCAUUAGUGCCAGAGGAACUCAGACCUGGUUCAGCUUGAUGCUUUCAGAAUGGCUUAGCUCCUUGUGGAAGUUCUUAGCCUCACAUGAACUUGAUGCUCCUACCUACAUUGCUCGUUUGUCACUAAUAAAGACUUUA
Dipodomys ordii (Ord's kangaroo rat) is the source of this 2187-nucleotide messenger RNA. Its product is annotated as zinc finger protein interacting with ribonucleoprotein K-like. Gene Ontology annotation, biological process: regulation of transcription by RNA polymerase II. The record is from RefSeq and is a predicted model, not a curated record. Lineage: Eukaryota; Metazoa; Chordata; Mammalia; Rodentia; Heteromyidae. Gene Ontology annotation, molecular function: RNA polymerase II cis-regulatory region sequence-specific DNA binding; DNA-binding transcription factor activity, RNA polymerase II-specific.